Triticum aestivum (bread wheat) is the source of this 2199-nucleotide messenger RNA. RefSeq names its product pentatricopeptide repeat-containing protein At2g15980. The coding region runs from base 76 to 1494 and encodes 472 amino acids. NCBI's taxonomy places the organism in Eukaryota, Viridiplantae, Streptophyta, Magnoliopsida, Poales, Poaceae. The transcript has 2 exons. The record is from RefSeq and is a predicted model, not a curated record. Gene Ontology annotation, molecular function: protein binding.
UUUAACCCAGUCCACAAGAACAAGAAAAAGUAAGCCGAUAGCACUUCUGACUCUGAAGCCACUCCCCACACCUCUAUGCACGCCGACGGCCGCGCCGGCGGAGAUGCCACCACCGACCCUUCCUCCGCGUACUUCAUCGACGCCGCCCACCCGUACGCGGCCGCCGCCGCUUCCGCGCUCACCUCCCACCGCGCCAAGUCCAAGUGGUCCCAGCUCGCCUCCCUGCCGCUCCCCGACCCCCUCCCGGCGUCCGCCGUCUCCGCCGUCCUCCUCCUCCUCCGCCACCGGCCCCACGUAGCGCUCAGCUUCCACCAGUUCGCCCUCCGCCGCCUCCUCCUCGCCCGCUCCCCGCCCCCGCUCAUCCUCUCCGCCUCCGCCGCGCACGUCGCGGCCGCCUCCCGCCUCCGCCGCGCGGCCAUAUCCGUCCUCUCCUCCGCCACCUGCCACUACUCCCCCUCCCAGAUCUUCAACGCCCUCGCCGCCACCUACCGCCGCUUCGCGUCGGCCCCCUUCGUCUUCGACCUCCUCCUCCUCGCCUACCUCCGCUCCCGCCGCGAACCCCUCGCGGCGGCCUCCAUCGCCCGCCGCUACCUCGCCUCCGGCGCCUGCCCCCUCCCCUCCACCGUGGCGCUGCUCUUCCGCUCCCUUCCCUGCGCCGAGUCCGCCCUCGAGAUGUACCGCCAAAUCUACACGCGUCCGGGUCCAAGAACCAACCGCGUGCUCCAGCCGACGGCGCAGACCUUCAACUCCCUCCUCCUCGCUUUCUACCGCCAUGGCAAGCCCGAGGAUUUCGACAUUGUGCUCGACGAAAUGGACAGGUACUCCUGCAAGCACAAUGUGGGCACUUACAACAUUCGGAUGGCCGCGUGCUGUGAUGACAGGGAGAUGGAGAAGGCGCGAGGGUUGUGGGAUGAGAUGGUUCAGGGAGGGAUCCAGCCAGAUGUCACCUCAUACAACACGAUGAUUGGUGGGUAUUGUGCUGCCGGAGAGAUGGGGAUGGCAGAGGAGAUGUAUAAGGACAUGGAGAUUUCUGGGAUUGAGCCAAGUGUUACAACAUUUGAGUGGUUGGUUAGAGGGCAUUGUAGGUCAGGGGAUGUUGAUGCUGCGAUGCUUGUUCGCGUAGACCUCAGAAGGAGGGGAUUUGGUAUGGCAGCGGAGGUUGUCGAGGAGAUGGUUGAUAGAUUGUGUCAGAAGAGGAGAGUUGAGGAGGCAUUAGAUAUUUUGAGGGCAGAGAUGAAGAGGGAAGAGUUCACACCGAGUCGGGGAAGCUAUGAGGUGCUGAUAAGGGGAUUUUGUGAGAAAGGGGAAAUGGAGGUGGCGAUGAGACUCCAGGCAGAGAUGGCCGGGAAGGGAUUCAAAGCCGGUGCUGAGGUAUACCAUGCUUUUGUCCGCGCUUAUGAGAAGGAUGAGGACCACGAGAUGGUUGAGAGGUUGAGGAAGGAAAUGGCAGCGAUAGGCAUUGAGGAUGGAAGUGACCUGGAUUGUAUGCAAUGAUGGGUUCUUUAAGCUUCGUAUGUUGCUGUUCAGCACACUGGUUCGUUAACAUCUGCGGUGCUUGUAGGCAAAGAGUUAAUUGGCCAACUCCCUUCAUUAUUUGAGGCAUGUACCACAUGGAAUGCAACUAUGAAAUUAUACAAAUUUCAUGGUCGAUGUAUGUAGUGUGCGCCCUUGGUUCUGAAAUCUAAUGUUCCGGUUGGCAUCGAUGCUGAAAGUACAAAAUAUGGCGCCAAAAAUAACAAUAUUCAUUUCUAUGUCACAGUUCCGCCCCUAAGGGAGUUGGCAAGCACUGCAUGCAUACUCCAGCAAGGAAGAUCCCUGAGACAAUGCAAAGUAUCCAUUCCUGAGUGCAUCACUGAACUGACCUCUCAUGAUCAGUGCUUUCUAUGUGUUUGCUUGAUUUACAGACCUGGAUAUUGACAAGGGUGGGAGCGUGUGUUAUAUACAUGCGUCGGAGAGCUGGCAAUUGCAAAGGACGAACUCGCCAAGAGAGAAAGGAGCAAGACAGGCAGUGAGAGGCAGUAUGUUCAUCGCCGUGGUCAGUGUUCUGUCAGUAGGCAAAACCACGCAGCAGGCCAGAGAAGCCAAGCGUUUUGGUGUGAUGUGUGUAUGUAAAGUGAUUUAAGUAAUACUAGCACCCUGGCACUCUUUACCUUGCUUUAAAACGAAUUUGCUUCUGUCAUUCAAAUGAUUUUACGGAAA